Messenger RNA from Penicillium canariense, 879 nucleotides. Its product is annotated as endonuclease/exonuclease/phosphatase family protein. The coding region runs from base 1 to 879 and encodes 292 amino acids. Lineage: Eukaryota; Fungi; Ascomycota; Eurotiomycetes; Eurotiales; Aspergillaceae. Gene Ontology annotation, molecular function: 3'-5'-RNA exonuclease activity. The transcript has a single exon. The record is from RefSeq and is a predicted model, not a curated record.
AUGAGAUCCGCUCCAGAGCUUCCCGUCCGUGUGUUGACCCAUAACAUCCGGUAUGCCACCAGCUCCCCAGUCAAAGGAGAGCUGCGCUGGGCCCAACGCAAGCAACGGCUGCUAAACGAGCUCGAGUAUCAUACUCGUCAUGUUGGCGACACCUUCAUCUGUCUGCAGGAGGUACUUCAUAGUCAGCUCGAAGACAUCCAUGCGGGACUAAAUCCAGGGGCGGUCUCCUCAGUCCUGGACUGGGCGUUUAUUGGAGUCGGUCGGGACGACGGCUAUCAGGCGGGUGAGUAUUCUCCCAUCUUUUAUCGGCCCUCGGUGUGGGACCUUCAGGGAUGGGAGACAGUGUGGUUGUCCGAGACUCCUUCGAAGCCCUCCAAAGGCUGGGACGCCGCUUGCAUUCGCAUUGUCACCAUCGGUGUUUUCACUCACCGCGGGAGUGGCAACACGGUUCUCGCCAUGAACGCUCACUUAGAUCAUCGGGGAUCACGCUCCCGUUUGGAGGCCGCGCGUAUCAUCCGGGCCAAGAUCCAUGAGUACCGCCAGGGCAAGUUUGGGCGCCUAAUCGCAGGCACGUUGUUGGCUGGUGAUCUGAACAGCCAGGAGGAUCAAGAAGCUUAUUCUGAUUUGACCGGAUCUGGGGAUCUGCAAGAUACCUAUAGGUUGGUUGAUACUUCUCGCCGAUAUGGCAACCACAAUACCUUCACCGGGUUUGGGUAUGAGAAAGAGCCACCCUCGCGGAUUGAUUACGUUCUCCUAGCUUCUGAGGGAAGCCAGACAUGGAGAGUAGACGGUUAUUCUGUCAUGGCCAACCGGUUCGAUGAUGGGAUAUUUGACUCGGAUCAUUGUGCCGUCAUUGCGGAUCUCAGGCUGGUGGGCUAG